Messenger RNA from Ambispora leptoticha, 771 nucleotides. NCBI's taxonomy places the organism in Eukaryota, Fungi, Glomeromycota, Glomeromycetes, Archaeosporales, Ambisporaceae. The record is from the annotation of a GenBank genome assembly.
AUGAAGAAUUUGUUAGUUCCACUUACGUGCUUGCUCAUUUCAAUAUCUAUAUUGAAAGUAAAUGCAGAAGAAACUCCAAAUUGUACCUUUAAAAAUGAUACAAUAAGUUAUGAUCUUUCAAAACUAAGGAAGGAUUCUAACGAAUAUUACGAAGUGGCAGUUUCGGAAAAGAAGUUUGCUUUGAACGUUUGUGAGGGUCUAAAAGAUAAGUCGAAAGAUGGCGCUUCUUUAAUAACCGAUGACGAAUGGAUAUCUUUAGGGAAGAAAAACUCGACACUCUAUAUCCAAAACGAUGAACUUUUUUUAAAUUACAAGGAUGGCGAUAAAUGCCCAGAUGAUGAUAAUAAUAAAAGAGAAACAUUUAUUCGUUUUAUAUGCGACAGAACAAUCGAGGGCCAAGGAGCUCCAAAGCUUCUUUUAAGUUCAAGAGAAUGUGUAUAUAUAUUUGAAUGGAAAACAUCCGUUGCGUGCCCAGAAAGCAAAACCGAAAAUAUGGGUGGUUGGGGUGUUUUCUUUACGAUCUUCUUUAUUGCGUUUCUGGUUUAUUUCAUGGGAGGAAUUGUCUAUAAUCGAAUGGUACAUAAUGCUGUUGGUUUCAGUCAAUUACCUAACUGGGAAUUUUGGAGAGAUGCAUGGGAUUUCGUCAAGGAUAUGUUUUUGAUAUUAGUGUCGCAAUGUCCUUCAUUCGGAAGAAGAGCCCCAAGAAAUUAUAGGAAUUUGCCUGUAGACGAGGAAAAUAUAUUAAUUGGUGAAGAAUUCGAGGAACAUUAA